Molecule: messenger RNA, 3142 nt
Organism: Nicrophorus vespilloides
Lineage: Eukaryota; Metazoa; Arthropoda; Insecta; Coleoptera; Silphidae
Product: armadillo repeat-containing protein 2
Exons: 11
Coding region: 412-3066 (884 amino acids)
Biological process (GO): cilium organization
Molecular function (GO): protein binding
Source: RefSeq, a predicted model, not a curated record
GAGGUCGAAUUGUAUUAUUGGAUUCUUCGAAUUGAUCUUAUUGAUUUGGGAAGUUUGCGUGUAGAAGAUUGCUGCUCCUUGGACAAGCACAACCAAUCGUCGUGCGUUCGUCUGUAUGCGUCGUUUCGCCCCGACCAUCAAGAGUCGUCGUUCGAUGAACAAUUAAUCAGAUGCGAUCGCUUCCAAUAAACAAAAGUCAACGACACGCCACGGUUUUACUGUAAACAAACGACGACCGCGGUGGUGGCAGCGGAGACGGACGAGAAAUAUUGAUUAUUUUCGUCCACCUUCGUCGUAUAUAUAUACCCAUACCACCAUACCUGGUGGGAAAAUUAAUCGAUAGUUUUCCUCGUUUCGCCGUGAGUGCAGUUAGUCAAGUCAGGUCAGUGGAAACGAGACUAAGAAAACGACAUGGACAAGAACAGGAACUUCUUCGGGGCCGCACCGCUACCCUUCUACGAGCCGCCUUCGAGGAAGACCUCUGCGGAUAUCAUUAACGAGGCCCGAUUGGCAAUCAGAGAAUCUCAGAUGCCGCAGGACAACUCUUUCGCCGCAACAUCAAUCAAACCGCUGCAGACGAAGAGACCGUUUACACCGCGCGAUAAAGAACGUCUGCUAUUCGGAAAAAAGAUCAAGGACAGACCUCCUAGCUCUUUCAGCUUGCGCUAUUUGCAAACGGACUUUUCCGUUCCGCCUAGUACUCCGGAAGAUGGAGCUACGCGCAAGAGAUCAGAAACGCGCCAGCAGCGCUCCAAUUCGCUGUCUGAAAUUUCAGCGGAUGGGAAAAUCUUCAAUCUAUCGGUUAAAGAAUCCGCGGCGCAGAAGAUCAGAUUACCUUCAUUGGAUUUACGGCUGUCGCAUCAGAAGAAGAAAUACAAGAACGCUUACUCUUUGGACAAUCUUCCGGAGGAGAACGAGGCGACGAGUCCGAGAGGCGUGCAGACUAGGAAUGCCUUCAGCUCCCCUCAGGAGCGCACCGAGUCCGCCGUAUCCUCAUCGCACUCGCAUUUUGGAAGACCUUCCAAGAAGAUACAGAACCUGUCGCAGUGCUUGCUGUUGGGACCGCAAAACCUGGACAGGAUAUUCGAGAACCGGCACAUCGUCGAGCACUCGGAUAACUUGUUCUCUCAAUCAGGUUACUUUCACGGCAAAUAUUGUGGUAAAUUUAAGGAAAAAUUAACCGCUUCAGAGGGCGGUGCUGCCAUGACCAUAGAAGGAGUGCUCGCUCUGCUGGCCGAAGAAAGAGAUGAAACGGUCGUGAUUCGCCUGCUGGACGAUCUCUACGAGUGCAUGGAGCGAGACGGACUCCUGGUCGCAUCGAAGGUCGCAUCCAAAAUGAAGAUACAGAUCCUAAAGACGCUCUACAGGCACGUCGAAUCACCAAACGAAGUACUCUUACUCAACAUAGCACGCAUCAUACUUGCAUUGAAAGUCAUGGGAAACAAUUUAACCGGCGUCUGCAAAUUAAUCUUCAAAGUCUCCAAAAGCGACAAGAACGACAAUCUGUUCUUCAAGAAAAACCUUCUAGAACUUUUUGUGGAUGCGCUGGGUAGAUCCAGUCCGUUGGACGAUGCGGAGGCUUGCGUUUAUGGGUACGGUUCUAUCAAGUUCCUGACAAUGAAUGCGAAACUUUUGCAUCAGAUUCUCUCACUGGGAAUUCUCCCACUGAUGGUCUUGCAUAUCAAGCUUGUUAACAAUGCCAAACUGGAGAACAUCUUCAUACCGGAUCAGACCAACCACGCAGUAUUCCAGUUAACCGGAGCGCUUCGGAAUCUUGCAUCAGAUGAGACCAUGUACGAGAACUUCGUCGAAACGCAGGCUAUACAACAGCUUUGCCAGACUUUAGAUCUAUUUACGCUGAACGCUGAUAUAGUGAGCAACAUUUCGAGAACUUUAAGCAUAAUUUCAACGAAUGAGGGCUGCUGCGACGCCAUAUCCGAGUAUCCGGGCAUAUACAGGCUCUUUAUUCGCAUGUUCAAGAAGUACCCGGAGAAUGACGAAAUCAUCGUGCGUUUGACGUAUACUUUGGGUAACGUCGUUGCGAACUUGGACAACGCCAGGAAUAAGUAUUACAACGAGGAUGAGUCCAUAAAGACUCUACUGUUGCUAUGGAGAAUCUAUCUAGAGAGGACGCUCAAGUUUUGUUCGUUGAACGACGACGGAAAGAGCUCAACGGCAACCGAAGAUGUUAUGAUUAAGAUCAUUCGAAUAGUUGCAAAUAUGGCGAUCAAUCCUGAUAUUGGUAAGGCUAUGAACGAGAAUUUCGGAGCUCAAUUUAUAGACGAAUUCAUCAAAGUGCUCAUCAGCAAUCCUUUUAAGAAAAACGAGGAGCUCGUAUUGUCUGUGCUGAGCACGUUGAACAACCUAUCGUUUUACUAUUCGGCCGAAUUGAAUGAAGAUAUUUUUCACGUGAAGCAAAUCAAUAUUAUAGAAGCAAUAUCCGAAUAUACGUGCUGCGAAAGCAAAGAGUGUCUCAUCGAAGCCAUGAGGAUCUUGGGAAAUCUCUCGCGUUCAAAGAUCACUCGCAGCUUCAUCUCUGAAACCAACAUUUUCUCGACAUUGAUCAGCAUGUUGGAUAGCGGUGAUUUGAGUCUGCUCAAGACGACUGUCGGUGUUUUUGUCAAUUUGAUGGCCGACCAGAAGAACCGUAAGCUGCUUCUGGAGAAUUACGGUCUGCUCAAGUUGAUCGGAGUUAUGAAUAAUUACGGACAAUACGAUUGGUCCCUGUCGAUGCUCGUUUGCCAGGUGAUUUGGAACUAUUGUAUUGACAGCAGUAACCUGUACGAGGCCAUAUCCGAUGUCGAGAUUCAGCAGCUCAUAGCCAUUCUUGUAGAUUAUUUGGAUGAGGAAAAGAUUUUUGGGUUGAUGGAUUCUACGGGCGACAAUUCCGAUAUGCUCAUGACCAACGAGUACAUGGUAUGGGAGGAGUUUGCCAAUGUUGCAACCAAUCUCCUUGAGAAGGUCGAGCAGUUUCUGGAUCGUGUCGACUCUGAAGAGGCCGGGACUCAGUCGAAGCGCUCUACCGUUGAUUCGGCAACCAACAUAAGUUUCGCCGGCUGGGAAUAAUAGAUGGAAUUAGAAGGACGGGGAUGAUAUGAGUAGGAUAUUAAUAGUGAUUUUAGAUAUUUUACGUUUAUACUUC